GCAAAACUCCACCUGCAACACUGGUGUUUAAUGCGAAACUGAGGCUUCUCAUUCUCUGUAGGGUAAGCUUAUUUCAUCCAUGUGAUUUUGAGCUGAGCAAUUCUAAGAAGUAAGAGAAUGACAACAUAAACCUGAAAAUUUAAAUAACUAACAGGCAAAAUGGGAUCGACUUGAAGGUGGCAUCCAGUGCAGCUCUGCACACCUAAAUGCAAGUUUUUACCGAGAGGACAGUGGAAGUUGGCACAUCCAUUACGUGUGUACCCAGCAAGGAGCAGCCUGCUGCUGUCUGGAGCAAAAUCAGCUCGGGAGAAAUGGAAUUAAGGUCCAAGGAUGUUCAUUGAUUAUUAAAAGAAAACAAAUGGAGCUAAAAUUCCACUGGCUUCCAGCUUGCAUGAAGAAACACUGUUGCUGAAAAGCUUUUAUUAGAGACCCAAGUACCACCAUGGUAAAAAGAUUCCUAUAUGAUCUUAAGGCAUACAGGAACUGCAAAUUCUCUCAUUUAAAAUGUAUAUAAUAUCCUGUAAAACAAAUUAAAACACUCACAAUUUGUAGUAUUAUAUUUCAGUCAGUUUUAAGUCUAAUUAACCUGACUUUUAAAUCAUUUUAAUUUCCUAUACAAAAGUCUGUAUCUUUUUAAAUUCCAAUCAAAAAUGCUUACUGGGAAUUCAGUUGAAACCAACCAAAAAUCUGAUUUUCUUUGUAUUGCCACCAAACUGUGAGUACUAAUACCUUUUCUGCAGAGAUUUUAACCAUGGAAACUUAUUCUGCCUCAGUAUCACCUGUUAUAUGUAACAGCACAACUUUUAACCUGAACGGAUCCCAUUUGUGUAACGAAAGCAUAUCCUCUAGAUUAGCUGAUAAAUCAGAACACCAACAAUAUGUUAUUGGCCUUUUCUUAUCGUGCCUUUACACAAUAUUCCUUUUCCCUAUUGGUUUUGUGGGAAACAUUCUGAUACUGGUUGUCAACAUUAGCUUUCGGGAAAAAAUGACAAUCCCAGACCUUUACUUCAUAAACCUGGCAGUGGCUGAUCUCAUUCUAGUGGCCGAUUCUCUCAUUGAGGUGUUUAAUCUUGACGAGAAGUAUUACGAUAUCACCAUCAUUUGUACCUUUAUGUCUUUGUUCCUUCAGAUCAACAUGUAUAGCAGCAUUUUCUUUCUGACAUGGAUGAGUUUUGACAGAUACCUAGCCCUGGCCAAAGUAAUGAGGUCCAACCUCUUUCGCACUAUGCAGCACGCUAGACUGAGCUGUGGGCUCAUAUGGAUGGCAUCCAUUUCAGCAGCUCUAGUCCCAUUUACAGCCGUGCACUUACAACACACCGGAGAGGUCUAUUUUUGUUUUGCAGAUGUAAAAGAAAUCCAGUGGCUAGAGAUAACCCUGGGGUUUAUUAUCCCCUUUGUGAUCAUCGGUCUGUGUUACUCAUUAAUUGUUCGAGUCCUUAUAAAAGCACACAAGCACAGGAGUCUCCGUCUGCGGCGACAGAAGGCUCUGCGCAUGAUUUUUGUUGUUGUCCUGGUUUUCUUUAUCUGCUGGCUCCCUGAAAACGUCUUUAUUAGCGUCCAACUUCUCCAGAGGAAAAGCGAGCCCAUCUCUUCAAACAGCCCAUCCUUCAGGCACGAUUAUCCUUUAACAGGACACAUUGUGAACCUAGCAGCUUUUUCUAAUAGCUGCUUGAACCCCUUAAUUUACAGUUUUCUGGGGGAAACCUUCAGAGACAAACUGCGACUGUACAUUGAACAGAAAACAAAAAUGUCAACACUGCAUCGCUUCUGUCAGGCUGCCUUAACGUCUGUCAUUCCUGACAGUAAUGAGCAAUCAGAGGUCUGAUAUAGUGUCACUGUAUAAAACAUAUGACUGUGAAGUUGUGCAAAUAGUGAACAAAAUGCUUGCUACUAACAGAAAAAAAGUGCAUUUGUGUGUGUGUAUAUAUAUAUUGUAUCGCUCUAUUGAGUAUUGAAGGUUUAUAGUCAAAAUGUUUUUAUGACAAGACUUUAAUGUAGAAGAAUAUGUUUUAGUCAGAUUUAUAUUUAAUUACGAACAGGAUUAUUAAAAGCUGAGCACUGAAGAAGCUUUAUUUUGCAUUAUACAUGUAUGAAUGACAAUGUAAGAGAAAAUUUUAUCAACUUAGGAAGACUCUAGAUGUAAUCUGAUUAUCAGAGAUGAUACUUUGCUGGUGUAUAUAAGGUACUUCCACUGAAAUAAUGAAGCUGCUGUAACAGUGAAGAAAAAUCAUUACAACAUAUUGAUGUGGAGAUGUAGAAAACUGAUUUUUUUUCACCCAAACAUGUUAAGAUGAAUGACUUUGCUUACAGGAACUACAUGGUACUAUCGUCACUGUAUUCUAGCAUGUCUUCCAUGAUUAAGUUUUUAAUCUUAAUAUAAUCAAACACAGUGAUGAGUUUUUGUCUCCUAAAUGUAAUCUACUGUUUACAUCAGUACUUGAUCAAAACCAAAAUCAUUUGUAACCAUAGUGCUCAUCUCAAAGAACUUCACAGAAGCAAAAUGCAGUGCUUCAUUCUGUCUUUUAAGGAUUGACCCAGAUGAUCUCUCUCAGAACAAACAUAAUUGGCCUUUUUGUCAAAAAUGCCAGUGCACCAACAUCGUGUAUGUUCACACCUGCCUUCAGAUUUGAGUGCCCACUGCACAGAAUCUCUUCACAUUCCAGAACAAAAUGCUGUGAUUUUUAAGGAAGCAUCACUUUCUUCAAAAGAUAUUGCAAAUAUUGUGUAGAUAUUGCUCAUGAAGUGACAAACCUCCAUUUUUAGAAGGGAAGAACAUAUGGAGAGUGUGAUUAGUGAUUAUCAGAUCUGAACCUGGUGCACACCCAUCCCACCUCCAGAAACCCCCAGCCUUUCAAGAUUGUAAGAAGCAUUUAAGAUGCUUUGAUCAUUUGAAGAUUAAUUAUACUAAGCAAACAAAUGAUAGCACCACUUACUGGAAAACAAUAGUGUUUCUUUUCUUCUAGAAAAUAAUUGGGUUUUACAUCUGGUUGAUGUUUAGCACAGGUUAGUCCUGAACUUGUUCAGAGGAAGCUAAAAAGUUCCUAGAGAUUAGCAUGCAAGAUCAUUAAAAUAUCACUUGCUGCAUCUCUCAAGUGAACAAACUCAUUUAAUUUCUGUGCUUAUUGACUGAAGCACCAGAACUCAGAGCAAGAUGCUCUGUCCUAUUUUCAAAUGUCAUAUAUUAAUUAAUUAGCCCAAUAACAGAUUUUAAAAGAUAUUUAAAUGUAGACCCUUAAAACAAUGACUAAAGCUACUAAAGCAAUAAAGAAAACAGUGAAAACGAUGAUUCCAUUCAUAUUUCUCAAGAAAUAUCUCAAGUUUCCUAGUGGAAGUUUUGGCCACAAAAGACUUGACCUAUAAACAGAAAGGCCACAAGACGAUGAUAGCUGAAUUUGAAAUAGAUAGCUGGAUAUUCCUGCAGCUCCAACAGGAAGGGCAGUGUGGAGUCUGAGGCAACUGCAGAUUAUUUGCAAGUGAUUGCUAAUCACAGUCUAACAAAAAAUGUGUUUAGUCCCAUCCUCCCUGCAGAACAUCAAAUAGGUCUCCUCUCAAGAAAGUUCCAUGCAUAGCAUGAGUCGCUAAAAAACACUCGGCAAGUCAUCUCCCACAAUUGUGCUGCAUCACACACAGCCCUUUUUCCUCAGUAUUUUCCUUUUUGGAAUUAGCCACAACUACUCAGGUCCUGGACUGCCAACAGACAUUAAUCACUCCAUUAAAGAUGGAUAUUGCAGAUAACACUCAGCUGAAGGAAGGGAUAAUCGUCUUGACAGUGCAAUUCUGAGGAGUAAGACACAUCUUGAGCUUACAGAUUUAUUAAGUUUGUGCAAUCCUGACACUUGCCAUGAAUAAAUAACUUAUUUGGGGUUACAGGAAUACACUUUCCCAAACAUAGUUGCUGCUUAUUUUGGCUUUUUUAGGAAUAAGAUCCUUUCCCCCCCUCCCAAUACAGGGAUCAGAUUUUUGAUCAAGACUAUGGUGGAAACCUUUCUGCUGCUCCUGCAGAACACACAUCAAGAAAGUCUUUGAAGGAUGCUCAUGCAUCCUCCAAAGUAGUUUGUUCCUAAGUGCUCAUAUUCAGUAAUAUACAGUGAAACCUAGGACAGAUUACUACAGCAUUAAGAAAACAAUAUUUACUCAAUCCAAAACAACUUAUUGCAUGUUUAAAACCAAAUUACAAACCUAAAAUACCUGAUGAGUUCCCUACUGCUGAUAUUUUGGUGCAGGCUUAUGAACUACUAAAUUUAAACAUACUUCUUACUUUAAAUACAAAGCAGUCUCCCAGCUGAAAAAACUGCACACUUAUUCCCAAAGCUUUUUUUUUUUUUUAAACAGUAACUCUGUACAAAGUAAUAUUUACAGAAAUGUCAUACAACUUCCAUGUGUUUGUGUACAAAACAUGCUUUCUGCAAACCAUCAUCUUGCAGUAACUCACUACUAUGGCUUAUCCAUGGACAAAAAGGAACUCAGCUUGAUGUAUAAUUUUUAAUUUCAAAUAACAUAAUCACCAGUAAAUAAAACCUUUUCUAGAGUGUAGAGGAAAAAAGGAAUGGGAGCAAGGAUUCUGAUACAACUCCUUCACAUUUUAUCUCUGGUCUCUAAUGAAUUGUUUAAUUACUGAGUUGAAGGAAAAGAUUUCAUAUACUGUAACACUGGACUGAUGACAACUAUGAGAAUUAAAAACCUGUUUACCACAGUUGCCUGCAAUCUUUCCUAUAAUAGUCUAUAUCAAUUUCCCACACAUAAGAAGUCUAGUAUUAGGAAAAGCUCACAGAAGAGAGAGAGGGAAUCAUCAAAAAAACCCUGAAACCAUUAACUGCUUUUGAAAAUACUACCUUGGCACCAGAAUGCCUUGAAUGCACAGAGUAUAACUGAAUAUCUAGAAACAAAAGAAAUGCAAACAGCACAAAACUAGCACCAAUCUGGACCUGAAGCAACUGAAGGCAACAGGCUUCCCUCAGCUGUGUAAAAAGGUAUGAGAAAAAGAGUUAUGAGAGACCCCUUUAACAUGUUAAAGAAAUGCUUAACUUUGCAUUCUUUUGACAGUUUUAAGAGAUACACAAAAUACAGACUGUGCACACACAGCAACCACCUCUCGAAAAUGCAGAGUUGGUCAGCCUAAAGAUAAAGCUCGAUUCAUUUAUGAAGAGCAUUACAGGAUGGGAGAGCAUGUG
Messenger RNA from Cyanistes caeruleus (blue tit), 5171 nucleotides. The record is from RefSeq and is a predicted model, not a curated record. Lineage: Eukaryota; Metazoa; Chordata; Aves; Passeriformes; Paridae.